This is a messenger RNA of Radiomyces spectabilis, 1014 nucleotides long. RefSeq lists its product as uncharacterized. The coding region runs from base 1 to 1014 and encodes 337 amino acids. The record is from RefSeq and is a predicted model, not a curated record. Lineage: Eukaryota; Fungi; Mucoromycota; Mucoromycetes; Mucorales; Radiomycetaceae. The transcript is spliced from 2 exons.
AUGAUCCAGCUUAUUACCAGCGUUGAUACUUUGAUUGGCUAUUCUUUGGCGUACGUCUUCCUUUCGAAGCAGCAGCAUGGCUUGGGAAAACGCAAUGAGCUCCGUCUUUUGUGCCGAAACAAAGAGGGCCUCGAACCCCUGGAGAAGAUGGGCGGUAAAAUCAUCCAGGUCAACUGGCAGGACAAGAAGCAGAUGCAAGAUGCCUUCUCCGGUGUCAAUUACGUAGUGUUUGUCCCUUCGAACACCAACCAAUGCCAUAACGACGGUGAAAAUGUGGUCAAGAUUAGCAAGGAACAAGGCGUCAAGUACAUGACCAUGAUGUCAAUCAUUGGCAUCGAUCGCAUCCAGCAAGAAAGCCGCCAUUUCCAAUACCUGAAUGAAAUUGCCGAACUUGAAAAGUGCGUACAGCAAACCUUUGACAAGGAUCACCAUUGUAUUAUGCGCACCGCGAUGAUGAGCCAGAUUUUCUACUACCUUGCACCGAUGGUUGAGAACAAGAACACGCUGUGUUUCCCUAUUGAAGAGAGCCGAAAGUGGUGCACUGUGGACCUCCAUGACCUUGCUGAAGCUGUCUAUCAGCUUUCCGUGGAAUGCCCCCAGUUGUCCGAAAACAAGGCCAUGUUCCAGUUCACUUCCACCAAGACAAUGACAUGUGAAGAAAUGGCCCAGACCAUGUCGCGCGGUUUGGAACAAGGUCCCAUCCGGUACAACAAAAUCACGAGAGACGAACUUCGCCAAUAUCUUACCAAGAUGCGUGACGAUCGCCGAUUCAAAGACAAGCCGAAAGGUGAAGAGGAACAGCGUCGUCCUGGUCCCGAUACGAGCCACACCUUCCCCCUUGGCCGCUACUUGACCGAGUGUGCUAUUGAGGUCCUACUGGAAUACUUUGAAAUGGUUAAUCUGGGCAAACUCGAUUUCGUCACCAAGGAUCUUGAACAAGUUCUCAACCGUCAACCUCAAGAUCUUCACGGAUUUUUCAAGAACAACCGCAACCAAUUCCGUCGUCUCAAGUAA